Messenger RNA from Rattus norvegicus (Norway rat), 3189 nucleotides. RefSeq names its product cyclase associated actin cytoskeleton regulatory protein 2 (gene Cap2). Gene Ontology annotation, cellular component: plasma membrane. Gene Ontology annotation, molecular function: actin binding. Gene Ontology annotation, biological process: actin cytoskeleton organization; cytoskeleton organization. The record is from RefSeq and is a predicted model, not a curated record. NCBI's taxonomy places the organism in Eukaryota, Metazoa, Chordata, Mammalia, Rodentia, Muridae.
CAUCAACACCACAAAGAGGCUGUGCAUUUUAGCCAUGUCGGAAUCCAGGCGUUCUUUAUGUGAGUUUGUGCUUUUAGGACGUGUAUUCAGAAUUAGGUCUAAACAGUUUACCAAGUGGAGGUGAACUUUGUGCAGCCAAGACUUGGGGCUUUGCCUACAUUGUCAGGAAAAGGUAGAAUCCCCCUGGCCCCCAACCCCUAAAAGUUAGUUUAUCAGAAUUGCUUGCAAAGAGAGCACUGCCUGUUCCUUUGGCUGCUUGGUUUGUUGGUAGGCAGAGCCUCACCGUGGAACUCAAAGCUGAGAUAACAGGAUAUGCCGAGCCUAGAUGAGUUACGGACAUCAUAUUCAAGGGGGACAACUGUGAACUUACUGUCAAGUGUAGACGAAGGCUUGAGAACAAAAGGCUUGUGAAAAGAAUGGCAGACAUGCUGGGACUGAUGCAGAGGCUGGAAUUCGCCGUCAGCCGGCUGGAGCGGCUGUCCUCAGGGUUACACGAACCUCCCGGAGGCUGUGGGGAAGUUAACAGCCUCAGUAGAGGCAUAGUAGCACCAUCCGUGGAAGCCUUUGACAAACUGAUAAACAGUAUGGUGGCCGAGUUCUUAAAAAACAGCCGAGUCCUUGCUGGCGACGUAGAGACUCACGCGGAAAUGGUACAUGGUGCUUUCCAGGCGCAGCGUGCUUUUCUUCUCAUGGUCUCUCAGCACCAACAACCCCAGGAGAAUGAAGUUGCUGUCCUUCUGAAACCCAUAUCGGAGAAGAUUCAAGAAAUACAGACAUUCCGCGAGAGAAACCGGGGGAGCGACAUGUUCAACCACCUCUCGGCAGUCAGCGAGAGCAUCGCCGCCCUGGGGUGGAUAGCCGUGUCUCCCAAACCUGGUCCAUAUGUCAAGGAGAUGAACGACGCCGCCACCUUUUACACUAACAGGGUCCUGAGGGACUACAAGCACAGCGAUCUGCGCCACGUGGAUUGGGUGAGGUCCUAUCUCAAGAUCUGGAGCGAACUGCAAGCCUACAUCAAGGAGCACCACACCACAGGCCUCACUUGGAGUAAAACUGGUCCUGUAGCAUCCACAGCAUCAGCGUUUUCCAUUCUCUCCUCUGGGCCCGGUCUCCCUCCACCACCUCCACCACCACCUCCUCCUGGACCACCUCCCCCUUUUGAGAAUGAGGGCGGAAAGGAGGAGCCCUCCCCGUCUCGCUCAGCUUUGUUUGCCCAGCUAAAUCAGGGAGAAGCCAUCACAAAAGGGCUCCGACAUGUCACGGACGACAAGAAAAUAUACAAGAAUCCCAGCUUGAGGGCCCAAGGACAAAUUCGAUCUCCAACCAAAACCCGCACGCCGAGCCCUACAUCUUCAAAAUCGAAUUCUCCUCAGAAACAUGCUCCAGUGUUGGAGUUGGAAGGGAAGAAAUGGAGAGUGGAAUACCAAGAGGACAGGAAUGACCUUGUCAUCUCAGAGACUGAGCUAAAACAAGUGGCGUACAUUUUCAAAUGUGACAAAUCCACUCUUCAGAUAAAGGGAAAAGUAAACUCCAUCACCGUCGAUAACUGCAAGAAGUUUGGCCUGGUGUUCGACCAUGUGGUGGGCAUCGUGGAAGUGAUCAACUCCAAGGACAUUCAGAUCCAGGUAAUGGGGAGAGUGCCAACAAUCUCCAUUAAUAAGACAGAAGGAUGCCACCUGUACCUCAGUAAAGAUGCGCUAGACUGUGAGAUCGUGAGCGCCAAGUCGUCCGAGAUGAAUGUCCUGGUCCCUCAGGGUGACGAUUAUAGAGAAUUUCCCAUUCCUGAGCAGUUCAAGACGAUAUGGGACGGAUCCAAGCUCAUCACCGAACCUGCAGAAAUCAUGGCCUGACCUCCAAGAGAUAUCCUUCCCCGAGUCCCUCCAGCUGGCAGAAGCAAACAGCUAAUAGGAGCUAGAUUUCACCAUAGCCCCGGCGUCCAUGUCAGCGUCCUGCAGUUCUGUGCCGUGGAAAACAGUUUCUUUUCUGGCAGGCUUUUAUGGGCGUUUUGAAAUAUUUACCAUUUGAUCGUGCUUUGUGUGUGAUUUUUACUUCCACAUGAUAACUAGUGAACACAGCAGAGAGAGAGAGAAAAGGAUUCUGUUCCCAUCGGAUCACACACCGUGACACCCAUUUUGUCCUUUUGGUUUAAUUGCUAGUUGGAAAAAAAAAAUGAAGCCUUAGAGAGUCUAUGUCUGUUUUUACCUUUCAGACAACUUUAGCAUGAUGAAAUAGUCUUGUGCCCUGAAGAAUAAGACUAUUUUUUAAUUUUCACGUGUUCACCUUCAUCACCGAGGACAUCCUGUCAGUGUGAAUGUACACUUCAAUCCAUGUUUUUACACACACGUCUACACAAAGAGGAAACAGAAUUCUAAGUUUAUAGUUACUGAAAAAUGAAGGAAAUCUUAACUCCUCAUCUUAAACAUCCUUCCGCUGAGUCACUUUGAAAAUUCUUACUUGUCUGCCUUUCCCUAAGACAAAGGGUGGUGGCAGAGAGGGGUAGGGUAGGGUGGAGACUCAGUCCUCAUUUUUUGCUCUGUAACACCUUAUGGUUCUGUUCCAAGAAUAGCUCGACUGUUGGACAACCCCAUGCAGGUCUCUAAUGCUUAUCAGACAUGAGUCCCUCUUCCAAUGGCCAGGCUCCCCAGUGCUAACCAGCCUCAAAGGCAAAAGCCCGAGAGCCACAGCCAGACUGUUGCUUCUCGAAUCAGUUGCUUGGCUCUGGUUGGGUUUCCUAGCCUUGACAGCACACUCUCUCCCAGGUGAGCAACAAUGCUCUCCAUGUCUCUUCUCUGCACACGGCCGAGAACUCUGAAGCUUUGGGGCCGUGUGGAGCGAAGCCUAGCGCUGAGCUUUCGGAACCGAUGGGAGCAUCUAGACUGUGCCUAUGAAUGCCUUGCUGGAAGUCAUUGUCAGUCUCUGAAUAGCUUCUGUAUCCAUUUAGUAUUUGCAUCUCUGAUAAUUGUGUAUCAAAGUUUUGCUAUAAAAGUUCUGUCCUUCUGGACUAGGUUGUGGCUUUAGUAAGUAUAAUUUUUUUUUUUUUGGUUCUUUUUUUCGGAGCUGGGGACCGAACCCAGGGCCUUGCGCUUCCUAGGCAAGCGCUCUACCACUGAGCUAAAUCCCCAACCCCAGUAAGUAUGAUUUUUGAACAGUAAAGUUACACUAAGUAAAAACUAAUUGUUUAAAUACUGA